AUGCCCGCGCCGGCGGCGCUAGCCCUCGCGGCGGCCCUGCUGCUCGCCGCCGCGUCCAUCUGCGCGGAGGCCGUGUGGCUCGACAUGCCGCAGACCGGGACCAAGUGCGUGUCGGAGGAGAUCCAGGCCAACGUGGUGGUGCUCGCCGACUACGCCCUCAUGUACGAGUCCCACCCCUCCGCCCACCCCACCAUCGCCGUCAAGGUUACUUCACCAUAUGGGUACACCUUACAUGAAAGUGGAAACAUUACAGUUGGUCAAUUUGCAUUCACAACCUCGGAAGCUGGAAACUUCCUUGCCUGCUUCUGGAUAGAUAGUGCAGAGAAAGGAUCAGGCGUAUCUGUAAAUCUUGAUUGGAAGACCGGAAUUGCAACAAAGGAUUGGGAUGCUAUCGCUAAGAAGGAAAAAAUAGAGGGCGUAGAACUAGAGCUUAGGAAGCUUGAAGUGGCUGUACAGUCGAUUCAUCAGAACAUGGUAUACCUCAAAGCAAGGGAAGCGGAGAUGAGGGAGGUGAGCGAGAAAACAAACGGCAGGGUUGCUUGGUUCAGCAUCAUGUCGCUGGGCGUCUGCGUCGUGGUGUCGGUUUUGCAGUUGUGGCACCUUCAAGGGUACUUCAGGAAAAAGAAGCUCAUCUAG
Molecule: messenger RNA, 636 nt
Organism: Triticum turgidum subsp. durum (durum wheat)
Lineage: Eukaryota; Viridiplantae; Streptophyta; Magnoliopsida; Poales; Poaceae
Source: the annotation of a GenBank genome assembly